Pseudonaja textilis is the source of this 2867-nucleotide messenger RNA. It is a transcript of the gene AGT, whose product is annotated as angiotensinogen. The record is from RefSeq and is a predicted model, not a curated record. Gene Ontology annotation, molecular function: serine-type endopeptidase inhibitor activity. Gene Ontology annotation, biological process: regulation of apoptotic process; regulation of systemic arterial blood pressure by renin-angiotensin. Lineage: Eukaryota; Metazoa; Chordata; Lepidosauria; Squamata; Elapidae.
AAAUCAGGAGGAUAAAAUAGGAGCCCAAGUGCUCCCUCGGGAUAUGAUCCUGAGCACCGAAAACAGCCUGAGGUUCUUGCCCAAAGGACAGAGAUACACAGGUGAAAAUCCACAUCAAUAUGAAAGUUGGAGUCAUUGUGCCAUGUGUCCUUCUGUACCUUACCACUGGAGGCUGCGAUCGGGUGUAUGUUCACCCAUUUUACUUGACUUCCCUCAACAACACUGAUGUCAAUAGCUGCAAGAAGCUGGAAGAAAAGGAACAGCUGGUGAAGAUGUUUGUUCCCCUCUCAAUCGAGUCCCAUUUCACUUCAACAUAUGAAGAGAGUCUGAGCAACAAGAGUGAGGAAGGAGAGAAACACUUGGGUGUGAAGUUCUUAAAAGACCCCAUUUAUAUGCUUGGGGCACGUUUUCACAAAGAGCUGAAGAAAAUACACGGAAGCAGCAAUAUUAUCCUCUCUCCUAUAUUCAUGUAUGAGUCUAUGUUGUCCAUUUAUUUAGGGGCUUCUAGACAAACGGCAGCCAAUCUGCAGGUUUUGUUAGGGUUUGACCCACCACCCAACGCAAGUUGUACCUUCAAAAUAGAUGGACAUAAAGUUCUUUUUGCCCUGAAGAUCAUCCUGAAUGCUCCCUUACACGCCAGGGACACAGAAGGAUUGACUUUCUCCAAGCUUUUGUGCCUUUUCUCUGCUCCUGGGACCCAUUUAUCUGAGUCUUUUGUCCAUGAAUUGGCCUUUCCAGAUGUUAAUUUCCAUGUUCGAGCUGUGGAUUUCACCAACCCCACAGAGGCAGCAAGACAAAUCAAUGCAUUUGUCGAAAGGAAGAGCACACAUAGAACCAAGGGUCUGCUGGCUGACAUUGAUCCAGAAACCACUCUGCUGUUGGCAACUUACACUCAUUUCAAAGCUGUAAUAAAUGGAGCUUCCCCACUCAAAGAACCUCAAGAAUUCUGGCUUGAUUCCCAAACUAAGAUCUUUGUUCCUAUGAUGACAGUAACUGGAAACUUCAAGCAUAAAUAUCAGACAGGACUUUCCAUUGUUGAAAUUCCUCUCAGCAAGAGUAUAUUUUUGCUGUUCUUACAGCCUAGCAACAACAAAAAACUACCUAAUGAUGAUCAAUAUUCUUUGACACCUUCUCCGAAAUGGUUUCAAAACUUGCAAUCAAAACCAAUUCACUUGACUUUCCCAAGGGUGUCCUUUACAAGCAUGUACAACCUUCAAGAACUCCUGGUGCAAUACGGGAUGCCUAAUCUGCUUGGAAAAGAAGCCAAUCUCAGAUUGCUAAGCAGCAGUAAUGUGACCAUUGGAAAGAUCAUAAAUCAGCAACUUUUUGAGCUCAGCCCCAGCAAAGAUCAAGAGGAAGCCCACACAGAAGAACAUGCCAGUGAGACACUUAAAAUAACAUUGAACAAGCCAUUUCAGUUUGCAGUGUAUGAAAAAGAAUUGACUGCAUUGAUUUAUUUUGGCCAAAUUACAAAUCCUCUAAACGAAACAUAAAUUCUGGAUGGGUGGGUGGGGAAACAGUUUUCUGUAAUCCUUUAAUCUUUUUCCCACAGUACUUAGUUUUUAUGAUUUAUUUUAUCUUGCUUUGAAAACUAAUGCAUCUUUCAAAAAUAAACUUGACAAAAUUUAUCAAUAGAACUUUAUAAAAAAUACUGUUUACAUCGUGAUUAAUAAAAUGCUCACAACUCUUAUGACUAUUGUUAAGAUAAAGUAGAUCAUUUCCCAUUUAUGGAGAGAUUCCAAUAUGUGCUGGGUUUAAGCCAAACAUAUACAUUUUAACCCAUGGUUUAUGGUUUGCCAAACCCAACUAUUUUGGCUUAUUCAACAAUGUGUGCAGAUCUAAUAUUCCCUGUGAAAGCUAUGCCAUUUAAAAAUAUGGGAAAUAAUAUAUCCAGAACAGAGAACUUAAUACCCGGUUUCUACGUUCAAUUUAAAGACUUUUAGCCAUGCCUAUGUUUAAUUGUUGCACAACUAACUUUAGCUAAAUUGGGAUGUUACAAUUAAAUAAUAUUCAUGUUACAGGGACUUACUUCAUCAAAGCUGCACACUCAAAUCAUGUUUGCAUGAUGAUUGAGAAUUCCCCAGUGAACUCACUCAACUUUUUGGGCUAAUAGUAUACAGACUAAUCUUGGUCAGUUAUCCCUCUGCUUGCAUUUUCUAGGCCUUUCCAUACUUGGGUCGUGGGACUGGAUUCAACCAUUUGCAUGAAACACUGGGGGGAGGGGGGGAGGGAACAUUUUAUACAUACUUUCCUUAUAGGCCGCUGAUCUCAUUGGGGGCAUUUGCCCCAAUGAGAGUAGCCAAAAUGUACCCUAACAUGAAUUCAACAUGUUGGAAAUGCAGACAGAACCAAGGUACCUUCUACCAUAUGUGAUAGUCAUGCCCGGAAGCCCAGAAAUAUUGGACUAAAAUAUGGAGUUGGCUACAAGAGAUAAUGGAAGAAUGAAUAGAAUUUAAAUUGGAAUUGUUUCUAUUGGGAAUAGUUAAGAGGGAAUUAUAGAAAGAUUAAAUAUAUUUGAUUACACAUUCUGACAGCUUCAAGAAUAAUAUACGCAUGAUGUUGGAAACAAAAUGCCUACUGAGGAAUGAAUAAUUCAAAAAAUCCUAGACUGUGCUGAAAUGGACAAAUUGACAUUAAAACUUAAAGAGAAAGAAUAGUCGGAGUAUUAUGAAAUUUGGGAUAAUUGGUAUAAUUGGCUGAAUAAUAGAAAUAAAGAUAAAAGAAAUAAAAAAAAAUAUAGAUAAAAGUAAAUGAAUGUAUAUAAAGAUGUAUCAGCGUAGAUAUUUAUAUGAGAUUGAUGUGUAGAAUAAUUUGCAUAAUGAUACAAUACUGUUAAAGUCAAGAUUAAAGUGUGUUAAAGGUGAAAA